AUGAAUGAUAUUGAAACUUUCAAGCCUCUUCUUGCAGUUGGAAUGCAAUAUAUUAGGGAAGUUGCGCCACGUGCAAGUGCAGAGGAUCUUAACAGAAUCAAAGUUGUGUUUGAUGACUUCAUCGAAGGGAAAGUAUCUCAUGAUGACGCUGUGAACUCCUUCAAAGAAAUUAUCGGUACGAUUCAUCCAUUAGAAAAAAUUAAUGCGGUUUUACAAGUAGAUGACACUCCAAUUCCACCUCCAUCAGAAACGUCAAAUCAAUUUUCUUCAUUAUAUAAUUACCAAAAUCAAUCAAGAAAGAAAACACAUCCUUGGACCGAACUUGAAGACCAGCGCCUUCUUAGCGGUAUCCAUAAAUUUGGUUUGGAUAACUGGGCUGCUGUUUGUGCUCAUGUUGGCAAUGCGCGAACAAGGGCCCAAUGUUCUCAGAGGUGGUUUAGAGGCUUAGAUCCACGUAUAUCUAAAGUCCUUUGGACUCCUGAAGAGGAUGCAAAGCUUAUUGAGUUAGUUGAAAAACAUGGAGAUCGUUGCUGGACAAAAAUAGCUGCCGAACUUGGUAAUAGAAGUGACGCUCAGUGCAGAUAUCAUUAUAGACAGUUAACAAAAGAAAAAGAUGACGAUAAUUCUGUUGGUUUUAUUCCAAAUGGCGGAAAACUUAAUCCUGUAUACUCAGCACCUAAUAGUCAAUUCAAACAGCAGUUACAACCUCUUGUUCCUUCACAAUCGUUGCUUACUAUUACUAAUUUCCCCAGAAAGAUCCCGCCAAUUGAUAGCUUUGUAGAAGAUAUACAGAAACUUCCUCGACAUUUACGUUUCGAUUUCCCUGCGAUGCCAGUACUCGCACCUCAACCACCUGUACAGCCUGAAGAAACUGGAUUAUAA
Molecule: messenger RNA, 882 nt
Organism: Trichomonas vaginalis G3
Lineage: Eukaryota; Parabasalia; Trichomonadida; Trichomonadidae
Product: RNA polymerase II transcription regulator recruiting protein
Exons: 1
Coding region: 1-882 (293 amino acids)
Source: RefSeq, a predicted model, not a curated record